This is a messenger RNA of Xylaria bambusicola, 2141 nucleotides long. RefSeq names its product heterokaryon incompatibility protein-domain-containing protein. The record is from RefSeq and is a predicted model, not a curated record. Bases 178 to 2127 code for a protein of 649 amino acids. The transcript has 2 exons. Lineage: Eukaryota; Fungi; Ascomycota; Sordariomycetes; Xylariales; Xylariaceae.
UAUCAUUGUAAAGCAUCAGGUCAUACUUUGAAAAAGAAAUUUGACUAUUGAAGCCCGUUAUUCUCGACCAAUCAAUUCAAAUUUGAUCUACCUUUUGCGCUUUGAGAAUUAGUAAUCCUUCAGGGACUAUAGCGUUGUUACCUACCUACCCCUAUUCAAUUAGGCUUUCAAGCCACGAUGACAGCGAUCACCGGUAGCGUAGCUGAGAUCGCUCACUCAUGCUCUAUAUGCAACCAAGUAGUCGUAAAUCUGGAUGAUCGAACCCAAAGUCACAUCCUAGGUCAACUAGGAGAGCUGAAGCAGCAAGCUGGCGCAGAGAGUUGUGCGCUGCUACAGCAAUACAUUAGCGUCACGAAAGCAGGUCCGGAGACAAACGUUGAGCUCCGCCUGGGCCGCUACCGAAAUCGUAAAGAUGACAUGCGAGCUAUCGUUGCAAGAGAAGGAUGGAACGAUGACGAUGAAGAACAAAGCCAGCAGGCGCAAUACUAUCAUGUUUAUACACCCCCAAAUGACCCUUCCAAUAAAGCCCUUCCCAUCCAACCCCCUGGCUUGGAUAUCGGUUCAGAGCGAGCUUUUGAGAAGGCUCGUCAGUGGCUGAAGACCUGCUGUAAUAAGCAUUCGACGUGUCCAAGCCCCAAGAGAAGCCCUCUGCCUACGCGGGUCAUUGACGUCUCGGCUGAAACACUGCGCCUUAUUGAUACGCGUGCAGAAGGGCUCAAACAUGGGAUGUACGUAACCCUGAGUUAUUGCUGGGGCGGGCCUCAGCCAGUAACAACCACCAAGGCAACACUGCAGCAGAACUUGCGAAUGAUACCUUCAGAUGAAUUACCGCAGACCAUCAAGGAUGCGAUUACGGUCACUCGGGCGCUAAAAGUUAAGUACAUCUGGAUAGAUGCUAUUUGUAUUGUUCAAGAUGAUCCUGAAGACAAGUCGUUGGAAAUCAGCCGGAUGACGGACAUCUACAACCGUUCAUAUGUGACAAUAUCCGCUGGUACGGCAUCGACCUGCCGUGACGGCUUUCUCCAGACACGACAAUUAGAGAAGACACCUAUCCGUCUUCGUGCAGAGUUCUCGCGCAAGAAGAAAGGCAGUGUGCUGCUUGUGAUUGACCCCGAUAGAGAUGAACCGAUCCAUAAGCGUGGAUGGACGAUGCAAGAGCACCUCUUGGCACCGCGCCUACUGAUGUUCGGGUCAUUGUGCAUGGAGUUUCGUUGUUUAAGCGGCAACGAGCGCGAUGGGGGCACAGUCCUUCCCUUCGAUGUACAGCAACACGGAAUGCCAGUGAUGGAAGGCCGAGUAGCAUCUGUGCUCUACUCUGCCAAGUACGGUGGUGUCCCAGAUGCGCGUCGCAAGAAUGUCUUGAAGCUCAACACAUUCCUGUAUCGAACUGGUCUCAUGUCACUCGCGCUUCGGAUCACUGGAGAACAGGAUCAGCAGCAAGGUAUCUUAAUCGAGCAAUGGGCGAGCAUCGUCGAAGCGUAUACGCAGCGCAGUCUUGGGUUUUUAGAUGAUAGAUUGAAUGCCAUCUCUGGCAUCGCAAAGAAGAUGCAUCGUGCAGAGCUGGGCGAGUAUUUAGGAGGUAUCUUCAGUUAUGCCCUCCUUCCGCAGCUCAUGUGGGCACGAGCUGAGGGACAGCUGCCGUUACCGCGACCCUCCCAGGGUUAUAGGGCGCCAUCUUGGUCCUGGACUUCUAUCGACGGCCAAGUGAAUUUCAAGAACCAUAUGUGGAGCACGCUGGAGGUGACGGCGAAUCUUAUGGAAUUCCACAUCCAGCCUAAAUCGGGCGUGGAGAAAUAUACCAAGUACAUCUCUGGCCUAAUACGAAUAUCUGGGAAGGCGACUAUUUUGAAGCUGAUGAGGAGCCCAGAAGACUCUGAACUAGUCGUACCACAAAGCCACACUAAUAUAUCGCUCAUCUUGGACGCCCUGGAGUUUCAGAACGUCUCCUCACUCGAUGUCUCCUUAUUACAAAUACUAAAUGAUUCUGGAGUCAUUAGGAGCUUGGUGCUGCAAGGUAAGGAUGAUGGGACAUUCCAACGAAUAGGAUAUUGCGACAUGCCACAAUAUGGUGACCAGACUGCGAAGCUGCGAGCAGAUUGGUUCGAGAAGGAAUUCUCUAUAGUCUAGUAGCAUAGCUCAUC